AGUGAAUGAUGCAGCUUUUCAUUCGUUUUAGUUGAGACCAAUUACACAACCGAUCGAAAGAAUCAGUCGAAUUUCUCGGAGUGCUUUCAGUAGUACACGUAGUUUUUACAAAGUGUGAAAACGAUCCCGACAAUUUACAACAUAUUUGUAACCAGGUUUCACAGAUACGAAGCGCAAAAAUUCCGGUAACCCAAAAUGUGGUGGCGUUAUUUCCUGGCGGUAACCAAUGAGUACAAAAUUGUUCGUGGUAUGCUAUUUUAUUCAGCCCUGUGGCCCACUGGAUGCGUUCUGCAGCAAACCGUUGGUGAAGGUCGACACCUCAGUGAUUUAGACUGGAAGCGUUGCAUCAGAUACAGCUUGUACGGGACCUUCGUGUCGGCUCCCAUGCUGUACUCCUGGAUGCGUCUGGCCAAUAUGAUGUGGCCUCGAACCGAUUUCCGGUCCUCGAUGAUCAAGGCUGUCACCGAGCAGGCUGCCUUCGACCCGUUUGCGAUCGCGUUCUUCUUUUAUGGGAUGAGCAUUCUGGAGCGUAAAAGUCCGCAUCGAGCCGCUGAAGAGGUUUCGUCCAAAUUCUGGGACACCUACAAGGUGGGCUUCUGCUACUGGCCGGUGGUGCAGACGCUAAAUUUCUCCCUGGUACCACCCAGGAAUCAAAUUCUGGCCGCCGGGGUGUUCAGCCUCAUCUGGACCACCUUUCUGGCCUUUGUCAAACACUUGUCACCCGAAACCAGUCCCAUUCAGCAGCUCAAAGAACCGAAAUCGCGGUUGAAACCGCUGUGAGUGAAUUGUACAAAAUUGUAGUUGUGUUGCAAUGUGCUAGUCUCAUUUUGUAAUGAAAUCCUUUAUUUUAGUAUGUAUUUAUUGUGAUAAUAAAUCAAUUGACAAUAACCGGUUCGUUCAUCUGCGAACGUAAUGCCCUAGGUGUAAA
This is a messenger RNA of Uranotaenia lowii, 928 nucleotides long. RefSeq names its product mpv17-like protein. Gene Ontology annotation, cellular component: cytoplasm; membrane. The transcript has 4 exons. Lineage: Eukaryota; Metazoa; Arthropoda; Insecta; Diptera; Culicidae. The coding region runs from base 196 to 780 and encodes 194 amino acids. The record is from RefSeq and is a predicted model, not a curated record.